Aspergillus tubingensis is the source of this 537-nucleotide messenger RNA. Its product is annotated as maleylacetoacetate isomerase. The record is from RefSeq and is a predicted model, not a curated record. Bases 1 to 537 code for a protein of 178 amino acids. The transcript has 2 exons. Lineage: Eukaryota; Fungi; Ascomycota; Eurotiomycetes; Eurotiales; Aspergillaceae.
AUGUCGAAUCUCAUGCACAAGGUCAAAGAUGCCUUGACUGGCCAUCACAACAAUUCCAACUCCCGCAAGGGCCAUGGUAACAAGCCCAGUACCGAUGACUAUAACUCGGGCGGAGGAGAGAGAUAUGGACCUGGCGAUGGUUCCUAUAACUCUCAGCCCAGCUCUGACAACUAUAAUUCUGGCGACUACGAGCGCAGGACGGACACAUACGAUUCGGGAACCGCUGGUGACUACCGCGGCAGCUACGGAUCUCAGUCUAGCACACACGACUAUGGUAAUACUGGUGGUUUUGGUACUGGCUCUGCAGAUUAUAGACAUGAACCGGAGAGAUACGGUGGCUCAGGAACUGGUUAUGAAUCGCGGGCUAUGGACAGUGGCGCGAUGCAGGAUUUCGGCGGUCGUACAGGAGGCAGCAGCUACAACACCUACAGCCAGGACACUGAAUCUUCUGAGUUCAGCCCUACCACCAGGCUAGACUCUGGCAAGAUGGGAUACCAUUCGAUGGGCCCUGGUGGUACGCAGCGGAAUCAAUGGUAG